UCGAUCGAUCUACUCCUCCAAUCUCAUUCCUCAUUUCAGCUCGAGCGCCAUGGAUCGCAACCAAGGGCUUGUCGUCUUUGUCUCCAUCGUGAUCAUGCUCAUGGGAAUUGCUUAUGCACAACCGUCCGGGUGCACCUCCGCGAUCAUUAGCCUCGCGCCUUGUCUCAAUUACAUAACCGGCAACACUUCCGCGCCUUCCUCUUCCUGUUGCUCGCAGCUGGCCAGCAUUGUCAAGUCCCAGCCGGCGUGCCUAUGCUCGGUGCUCAACGGUGGUGCCUCCUCGUUCGGUAUCACCGUCGACCGGACCCGGGCAUUGGCAAUGCCUGGUGCCUGCAAGGUCCAAACUCCACCAGUGAGCCAGUGCGACAAUGGGGCAAAGUCUCCGACUUCUUCUCCGGCGACUAGAGGGACACCGGAAGCCCCGGCUGAUCCUGCAUUGGAAACUCCUUCGACAAUAUCACCGCCGACGACAGGCAUUAACGGUGUAGAGGGUGGAUCAACCGCUACUCCGGCUACUCGGGCCACAGCCUCAGAUGCUGCCGAUGUUCGAUCACCUACAAUUUUGAUGCUGUCAAUCAUGUUCCUCGCCGCUUGCAUCUCCUUCACCAAACUCUAACUCUAAAGAGUUCUAUCGACUACCGCGAUGUCGAUUGUUGUUUACAUGUUUAUUUUGUCAAGCUUAUGGUUAAGUUUGUAUCGACUUUGUCUUCUUCUCUACGCUUUUGAUGGAAUUGUUAUGAGAUUUGUUGCAGUGAUUCAUUAUAUAUAUGAUUUGAAUGAGACAUUAUGUCUCUUUUAUAUGCUA
Messenger RNA from Zingiber officinale, 805 nucleotides. Its product is annotated as non-specific lipid transfer protein GPI-anchored 5-like. The record is from RefSeq and is a predicted model, not a curated record. Gene Ontology annotation, molecular function: lipid binding. Gene Ontology annotation, biological process: lipid transport. The transcript is spliced from 2 exons. Bases 50 to 616 code for a protein of 188 amino acids. NCBI's taxonomy places the organism in Eukaryota, Viridiplantae, Streptophyta, Magnoliopsida, Zingiberales, Zingiberaceae.